AUUUCUUGCCUGGUUUGUACACUAAUUAUUGCCAUGUUCAUGUCUCUUGCUCUCCCCUCUCCCUCCACUUCCUAAGAGUUUUCUAUUCUCUAUCUUCAUCAUUUCUUUUUUGACAAAUAAAGCUUGUGGCGGUCUGCCCUGCUCGAGCAUCGGAGCCAAUCUGCCAAUAUGGCGCCCAAAAGUCAGGCACUACAAACAAACAUGGACGUUGAUUACGUGAUUAGCUAUCGUUUUGCGAAGACGGAAAAGGCUGUGGCCGUACAAAAGUUCGAGAAGCUAGUCGAAGCUCUCGCCAGCGUGGGGCUGCAGACGGAGGUCCGCAACGGCGACAAUCACUCUGUUCUUCUCUUCAUACGCGUCUCCUCGGACGAGCACCUGUUCGGUGAGAUCUACAGGUCAAGAGUCCGCGACUGGAUCCACGGCGUCCGAGCCGCUGCCCCUCCCAAGGAAACUCGUGAAGCCCUCGAAUCCGAGCCCCUUUAUGAAGCCGAAAGACUGCGAAUCAUAUACCAGCUGAUCACGAACCCUGUCUCGGAGGGUGGUGCGGGUAUCACCCCCAAGGAGGGCGAGUGGAAAGAGGUCGAAGCGCUAUUCGCCCUCCACGAUCAUGCGUAUAACAAGGAUUGGCUGAAGAAAUGGACUGGGCAAUGGUUCUUGAAGCCGGAGGACAUUGACGAUAUCCGCAAUCGCUUGGGUGAGAAGAUUGCCUUCUACUUCGCCUUUACGCAAUCCUACUUCGCUUUUCUCCUUUUCCCAGCAGCAUUCGGUGCCUCGGCAUGGCUGCUUCUGGGGUCCUUCUCUCCCAUCUAUGGUAUUGUGAGUUCUAUAUGGUGCAUUGUCUUCACCGAGUGGUGGAAACAUCAAGAAGUCGACCUAGCAGUCCGCUGGGGCGUCCGCAACGUCUCUCGCAUCGAGACGAAGAGGAAAGAUUUCAAGCACGAGAAGCAAAUCACAGACCCAAUCACUGGAGAGAAGGUUCUCCUCUACCCUGCUACGAAGAGAUUACAGACACAGCUGUUGCAAAUUCCUUUUGCUCUUGGUGCUGCGGGACUACUAGGAGCUUUGAUCGCGACGUGCUUUGGCAUUGAGGUGUUCAUCUCUGAGGUCUAUGGCGGUCCGUUCAAGACUAUCUUGGUCUUUCUUCCUACCGUCAUCCUUACCACGGUCAUGCCUGUUCUCACGGGAAUUCUUACUUCAUUCGCAACCCGAUUGACGCAGCUUGAGAAUUAUGAGACUGAAGCUGCUUACCAGACAGCACUCACGCAGAAGAUCUUUGUCCUCAAUUUCAUCACUUCAUACCUUCCUAUCUUCUUAACCGCCUUCGUAUACGUACCUUUCGGCAACAUCAUUGUGCCGUACCUUGAUGUCCUUAGCUUGACAGUCAGGCCCUUUGCGGAAGACGAGAAGCAGCUCCAGGCUCCCGAAGCUGGAUUCACCAUCAACCCUGACAGACUCCGUAAGCAGGUGAUUUACUUCACCGUCACCGCCCAGAUUGUAAACUUCGGCAUGGAGCUCGUCAUGCCAUACCUCAAGCGCCGUGGCUUCGCAAAGUACAAGAAGAUGCAAUCCGAGCGCGCUGCGAAAAACGGAGGAGCACCACCAUCCCCAGCCGCCAACGAUCCUCCCGAGGAUGCCGCAUUCCUCGAGCGUGUACGACAAGAGGCCGAGCUCGACGUCUACGACGUGACGACUGACCUACGAGAAAUGGUCCUCCAAUUUGGCUACCUAAGUCUUUUCUCCGUCAUCUGGCCCCUCACCGCAGUUUCUUUCGUGAUCAACGACUGGCUCGAGCUCCGCGCCGACGCCAUGAAGAUCUGCGUAGAGAUGCGACGACCCACGCCCUGGCGCGCAGACACCAUCGGACCGUGGCUCGACUCCCUCAGCUUCAUCACCUGGCUUGGCAGUCUUACGACCUCCGCUCUCGUCUACCUCUUCUCCAAUGACGGUCUCGGUCCCGACGGCCACCCUAGUAGCAUCACAGGCUGGGCGCUCCUCCUCACCGUCUUCUUCUCCGAACACGCAUUCUUCAUCGUCCGCUGGGGCGUCCGCCUCGCCAUCUCCAAGCUCGACUCCCCAGGCCUCCAGAAGGAGCGCAGGGAUAGGUUCCUCGUGCGUAACCAGUACUUCAAGGAGAACCUCAGCCUCCUCGAGAAGAUUCCCAGGAUGGCGGAGGCAGGCGGAGACAUCACGAGGGAGAGUCUCGAGGAGGAUGCCCGACGCGCGAGUCUCCAUGCGACGACGCCGGAGAUCAGGUUUUGGGCCAGGCAGAAGGGGUGGAAGGAGGUCGCUGCUGUCGGGAAGGGAUACAUUGAGCGGGCUGCGGUAGAGGUAAGCCCCGAGACUAAGAAGGAGCUUUGAGUUGUUUACGGGAAUGAGAGUGCUGGGUGGUCGAUGGAGUGUGUCGGGGGAUGAGUUCAGGAAGCGAAGAAUGAGAAGAGAUGGAGUAAAAGUGAUGGUGGCAGUGGUGAGGCGGUGCUUUUUCCUUUCUUCGAUAAACCCUUACGAGUUAUGACCGAGCGUACUUGGCCUGGCGAAUCUUUCUUGCAAUCCUUUUCUGCUUCUUCACCGAUGACACCUCUUUACAGAAUAUACACAUUUAAUACAUUUUUAUCCUC
Aaosphaeria arxii CBS 175.79 is the source of this 2615-nucleotide messenger RNA. Its product is annotated as DUF590-domain-containing protein. The record is from RefSeq and is a predicted model, not a curated record. Gene Ontology annotation, cellular component: cortical endoplasmic reticulum. Bases 169 to 2358 code for a protein of 729 amino acids. Lineage: Eukaryota; Fungi; Ascomycota; Dothideomycetes; Pleosporales. The transcript is spliced from 5 exons. Gene Ontology annotation, molecular function: chloride channel activity. Gene Ontology annotation, biological process: chloride transmembrane transport.